Messenger RNA from Panthera uncia (snow leopard), 2827 nucleotides. Its product is annotated as spindlin-2. Bases 487 to 1263 code for a protein of 258 amino acids. Gene Ontology annotation, cellular component: nucleoplasm; cytosol. Gene Ontology annotation, biological process: gamete generation; regulation of DNA-templated transcription. NCBI's taxonomy places the organism in Eukaryota, Metazoa, Chordata, Mammalia, Carnivora, Felidae. The record is from RefSeq and is a predicted model, not a curated record. The transcript has a single exon.
UAGCAGCCAGGCAAGAAAUUGAAGGUGAGCCUGGCGGAGUGAGGGUACCGGAUGCCAGAAAGCGAUUGUGGGUAGACAAGGGGUGUAUGGGCAGCAGGCUGGGGUAUCCAGGGCGGGAGGACAGUGAGUGCGUGCGGAUCAAGGCGGUGAAGGAAUAGACAGGCGCUUUGCAGGGCGCUGAGAGUGGGCGCCAGGGACGGGUGGUGGAGGCAGUGGGCUCUGAACAAGGAGGUAGCCCGCCCCCUCCUGCAGAGUUCCUAACCCUGGCCAGCACCACUGCCGCUGCCGCCCUUUCCCGCAGUCUAAAGGAACCUAGGAGGGAGAGCACUUGCAGGCACACAGCCAGGAUUUCCAGCACUGCUGCCAGGCUCAUGGGGGAAAAUUUAGGUUCUGACGCAGGGUACAGAGACACGUCGCUGUUGGGAGAACUUCACCUUAUGGCAUACUGAAUGUUUCUCUCUUCUCUUCUCUCCUCCCCCUGCAGGCAUGAAGACCCCCCACGCACAGGAGGCCGAAGGGCAACAAACCAGGGCAGCUUCGGGACGGGCUACUGGGUCCACAAACAUGACGAAGAAAAAAACCUCCCAAAAGAAGCAGCGAGGCAGACCUUCGUCCCAGUCCCGCAGGAACAUCGUGGGCUGCAGAAUUUCACAUGGAUGGAAGGAAGGUGAUGAGCCCAUCACCCAGUGGAAAGGAACCGUUCUGGAUCAGGUGCCUAUAAAUCCCUCUCUUUAUCUGGUGAAAUAUGAUGGAAUUGACUGUGUCUAUGGACUGGAACUUCACAGAGAUGAAAGAGUUUUGUCUCUUAAAAUUCUUUCCGAUAGGGUGGCAUCAUCUCAAGUCGGUGAUGCCAACCUUGCAAACACCAUAAUUGGUAAAGCUGUGGAACAUAUGUUUGAGGGUGAGCAUGGUUCUAAGGAUGAAUGGAGGGGAAUGGUCUUAGCCCAAGCACCUAUCAUGAAAGCCUGGUUUUAUAUUACCUAUGAGAAAGAUCCUGUCUUGUACAUGUACCAGCUUCUAGAUGAUUAUAAAGAAGGAGACCUCCGUAUCAUGCCAGAGUCCAGUGAGUCUCCUCCAGCAGAGAGGGAGACAGGAGGAGUUGUAGAUGGCCUGAUAGGUAAGCAUGUGGAAUAUACCAAAGAAGAUGGCUCCAAACGGAUUGGCAUGGUCAUUCACCAAGUGGAAGCCAAACCCUCUGUGUAUUUCAUCAAGUUUGAUGAUGAUUUCCAUAUCUAUGUCUAUGAUUUGGUGAAAAAGUCCUAACUGUUAGGGUAAACUUUGCCACAUUUGUGAGAACAAAUGUAUACUUUGUAGACGUGCAAAACAAUGUUGCUUUUCAGUGUAUUGAAAGCUUAAGGGUCCCUGUUAAUUCAACAUCUUUGCCAGCAUAACUGUUGUUUUUUUUUUUUUUUUUUGAAAAAUACAAAUUUAUGUGGACAUGACAUGCUGUGUGUAAGGACUUUGUCAUGUUGAAAAGAUUGGGUGUGUUUGGUGGAUGGGGCAUGAAAGGAAGGGACAGCUGUAAAUGCAAGCUGUGAAUAAAGUUCAGCUAGUAUCACAAUCAGUCAUCUAAAAAUGGAAUAGGACUUAGCUGGUCUGGUCUAGAGAGGGGGGAGGAGAAGGAACUAGAGAUGGGCUGUAGAGGGAGGGAGAAGGGGAGGUGACUGCUUAGGAAGAGGCUCCCUGGAGGAGGGAUGGCCUAAGAGAGAGAGGCACCCAACUAGGAGGGGGUAGAGAAUAACAGAGAGAGAGUGAGAUCUUGGGGCUUAGAGGAAAACAAACAGAAUGCCUUGAGUAGAGAGGGGCUCAAAGUAGCUUAGAAGAGGUCCAGAGCAAGGGGCAGGGGGAGAGAAAGUUGGCAGGAAUCUGGAGGAUACUCAAAGGGAGGGUCUGCACAUGAGUAAGGAGUCAGAAGGGGAGGAACACUGAGGAAGGAAGAAUUCCAAGCAGAAAGAUUGACAGAGGAAGUGAGAAUGCAGAAAAGGAGGUGUGGGGAGUGGGGCCCAGGAGACAUGGGAAAGCCCAGGAAAAAGUUGGACUUCUGGCAGUAUCCACAUUGCCUUCCCCUGGCUCUGUGCAGAAAAGAUGUAACAGCUGUCAAAGAAGCCAAAUGGGUUGGAAGUUCCCUAGAAUGGCAUUUUGACAGGGAUGACUUGAGUUAAGUAGGAGCCAACUUUAUACCUAAAAGGCUUUUCUUAUUUCAGGGAGCUCAUGCCACACCUGCCGAGCAGAACCCAAACCCUCGGCUUAAACACACUGACCUGACACCCCAUGAGCUGGGGGCUGUAAGCAGUCUCCUCACUUUUCCCAGAGGACCAGGUGCAGUAAUCUUGGACCCGGAGGUCUUGGUUCAUUUCCCUUACACUGGAUAAACAAUUCUUGUGGGGCGUAGGUAAGCGGGGCGCUCAGGACUUAAGAGAUGUGCCUCCUUGCGUUUGGAAAGUAUUUUAUCCAAAAAAAAUUAGAACCUUACUGAAGUCAGGUACAGGAGUCCCCUCACUGUUCUUUCUCCUACUGGACUGUGCCUUGCCUCCCUAGAGAGGAGGGGCAUCAGAGGAUUGAGCCUAAUGUUUAUCUCAGGACAUGGGGAGUACUUGACAAUCCAUGCCUAGCUCAGCAGCUGCCUGAAACCACAGGUGGUUCCACCCAGUGCUUCACUGAAUGGAGGUCUGCUGCCUCUAGAGUCCCUAUUCAGGCUAUACCGUGACAAAGCUGGUGGCUACUGACCCUUCACAGGUACCUCCUGACCAGCCUUGCCCACCUCAAGCACACAGGGAAGCUGUGAUGGAAGUUUGUGCAGCUCUGUUUCCAGGUGAGAUGGAUGGCA